Molecule: messenger RNA, 3585 nt
Organism: Archocentrus centrarchus (flier cichlid)
Lineage: Eukaryota; Metazoa; Chordata; Actinopteri; Cichliformes; Cichlidae
Gene: ndfip2
Product: Nedd4 family interacting protein 2
Exons: 8
Coding region: 210-980 (256 amino acids)
Biological process (GO): vacuolar transport; metal ion transport; positive regulation of protein ubiquitination
Cellular component (GO): Golgi apparatus; endoplasmic reticulum; perinuclear region of cytoplasm
Molecular function (GO): WW domain binding
Source: RefSeq, a predicted model, not a curated record
UCACAGUGGUUGAAUGUUUUACACACAGCGGUAUUUUUCUGAGUGCUCUGUGGGUUGUAGCCAUUUCUUUCAUCGCCCUGAAUCCGGUUCUUCUGCGUGGUUUCAGAGCAGCAUCUCCUGUCCGUGACUCACACUUCAGAGUGAACUCAAGUCUUAUUUUUCUCUAGUUUUCCGCGGCUGGCUUGUUUGGCCAGCUGAACCUCGUCGAGAUGGACCCAGCGAGCCGAUACCAAGUGUUGCACAAUGAGGACGACUCUUCGGAGGCCCCCGCAGGCGAGCCGCAGCCGUGCACUUCUGCCACAGCCCAGGCCGGAGCAUCCGGUCAGGACCAGAGCCAGACUCAGGUCAGCCCGACCCUGACCCUGGCGGGGGAGGCGUCAGGCGCGAGGACUCAGGGGGAGGCGGACACGGCACCACCUCCGUAUGCCUCCAUUGACUUGGGAGCAACUGCUGCAGCAACACCUGAGACUAGUUUCCGAGGUGACUUUCCUGUGCCUCCGCCCUACAGCGUUGCCACCUCGCUGCCCACGUAUGAUGAAGCAGAAAAGGCCAAAGCGGCCGCCAUGGCUGCAUCUGCAGUGGAGGUGAUGCCACGGGAUGAUGAAUUCCCAAUCAGAGAUGACUUCAGUGAUGGUGAUCAGCUCAGAGUGGGUAACGAUGGGAUCUUCAUGUUGGCCUUUUUCAUGGCCUUCCUGUUUAACUGGAUCGGGUUCUGCCUGUCCUUCUGUCUGACCAACACCAUCGCGGGGCGCUACGGGGCCAUCUGCGGCUUCGGCCUUUCCCUCAUCAAGUGGAUUCUCAUCGUGAGGUUCUCUGACUACUUCACUGGCUACUUCAACGGUCAGUAUUGGCUCUGGUGGAUCUUCCUGCUGCUCGGUCUCCUGCUAUUCUUCAGAGGCUUUGUGAACUACCUAAAAGUUCGCAACAUGUCAGAGAACAUGGCCACGUCUCACAGAACACGCCUCUUCUUCCUCUACUAAAGGUUCUCCAUGCCAUCACCAUUCCUUUCCAAUGUGAACUUCCUUCCCUCCCCCGUCAAAUGACCUGACUGAGGAGCCUUGCAGUGAAGAGAGGAGACGGGGAAGGAAUGGAGGAAGAGAAGUAUGGAGAAAGUGUUACCAGUCUUAUUAAAAGUAAAACACGACUCACUCUGAAGUAUCUACUUAUGACCUGAGCUGAGAAAAAAAAAAAAAAAUCAUUUCUUACUCUUUCAUUUUCCUUUGAUUCAAAGCUUUUCACGUUGUCUUCUCUUGGAUCAUACGAAGCCAAACGCCAGUCCAGCUCGUGUGUCACAGAGACCUGACCUGAGGCCAAUUUCUAAGUGUUCCAUUUAUUCACAAAGCACAACAAAAUGAUGUAGGAUGUACAUAAAAAUAGCUGUGGCAGUUCUAAGCUAGCUUAUGUUAUGCAGUGACAGCAGUGUUAACGGCUUAAAACUGAAUCACAAAAACCUUUCGUGACUAUAAAGUAACAUUUGGAAUUUGAAAAUAGAAAACGUGUAGGAGGCGAAUACCCAUUAUGAGACUUUGAUAUUCAAAUUUCCCCUCCAACUCUGCCUCGUUUGUCUCACUCGCAACAAACAGGAAGUAAGGAUUCACUGACUAACAGACUUUUUAGUUGCUCAUGGGAUUUUCAAACCCACAACUGUUCGUACUUGAUUCUAAAUGAAUUUAUUUCAGGAGAAAUUACUGUUUUAAAUAAAAGGCAAUGUUGUUAAAAGUACAGUGAAAAACAUCUUCAGUACGACUGGUGGUGUGUUUAUAAAUUCCCUGAGGAAUGUUGAUGUGCUUCUCUUUGUGUGUGUGUGUGUGUGUAUGUGUAUAUAUAUAUAUAUAUAUAUAUAUAUAAUAUGCGCAUUCCACUUUUUUUUUUUUUUUAAAGUUCAGGGUGUUUUGAUUAAGUCUUACUUUAACGGUGAUGUAGCAGUUUUCACAGUUUGAAUCCAUCUCAGAUUUUCUUUAAAUAAAAGAAACAAAAGAAACCAGAAAAGACCCUCGGAGGCAAAAUUCAUGCAGGGUUUCCAUCUUUAACGGCACUCAGAUGUGUCCCACAUGCACGGAUCCUUUUAUUGUUUUUAAACCAAACACCUGAGCUCUGCUCAGUCAGGCAUGACUCACAAUAUAAUAAAAUAAAUGAAGCUUUUCUUGUGAGAACCAGUCAGUGAAGUAAAGCCUCGGAGAAAGUGUUUGAAAUUUCAAACCAGAAUCUUGUAUUAAAAUCAUUUCAGAUAGUGGAGGGAGGUGCCAAAAAUUAGCAUCGGUGACAGCAGGGCUCUGCUGAUGUCACUGGGAAAUAUUUAUCGAUGACGUAAUGUUACAUAUGUGAGGAAGAGCUUGAAUACUUUAAAGUUGGCAUUGGCAGAUAUUGGCUCUGUUGACUGAUAUCGGGAAUAAUCGUGGCUGAUUUAUGUAUUUUCACACAGUAGUUGUACCAUGAAAAAAAUGUAAGCAUUUUUCGCACUACUUUGUUGUUAGCCUGGAACAAAAGGGGGAAAUAAGACCCCAAACCCCCCUCCUCAGUACCAUUAUGGCUUUUUUUCCCAUUAUCUAAUCAUACUGAUGCUUUUUUUUGUUUGUGUUUGUUUCCCUCUGUGUUCCAGAGUAACAACUAGAACGCUUCCAGUUAUGUGACAGAAUAAAUAUCUGCUACUUGUGUUCCUGCUGUUCGUCAGCAGAGCCAAUAUCACCAGUUUUCUGCUAACAUAUCUGAACUCAAUUAAUUAAAAGCUUCUUGUUUGUCAUUAAAUGUUGUUAUUGCACAAGUAAAGAUAAAUAUCGGCCCUUAAAAGUGGAUAAAUUUGCACCAGCACAUUUCCUGACUUGUCUUUUUUUCUUUCUUGCCCUUUAAUAAUAAUCAUGACAUCAGCAGGCCUAUGCAGUGAUUUAUUUAUUUUUUUUCCCCUGUUUGAAUCAAAGAAAAAUGAAUGUCAAAAAUUUUUUUUUUCUUAUUUUAACAAAACGUAAUAUUUCACAGCACAGUUCAAUUUGUCUCGUUCAGCUGUAAAACAGCUACAAAUACUCACUGACUUUGGGCAAAAUGGUGUCUGUCAGCUACCGAGGAGCUGAUCAGUGAAAGCUCGGUGGGGACACUGGUGUUUUUAGGCUUCUGCGGCCGGAUCGGCAGGAAGCGACCAAAAGCAGGCCUCGUAUGCAUUUCCUGCUUCGGUGCUGUUGGAGUUUGGAUUUUAAAACAAAGCAUUUUUACAUAGAGUGCAGUAAUGUGCCGGGCUGAAGGAGAAACUCCUUGGAGUACAUGAGUCUUAUGCAAUUUACUCAAUUGUAAUGACCUACAAAUAUUGUGGCUGUAGAGUCCUGUGACGAUGAACUAGAUGUAGUUGAGUAGUUUAAUCCUCACAGAUUGAGAUCCAGUUGUGACAUCAGGGAGUGAAAUGGCUGUUUUUAGACACGCUGGUUCUGCAUGAUCUGCUUGACUUGGACAAAAGCCAACACACGGAUCUCUCUCUGGGGAUUUUCUGAUUAAAUUUAGAAUUUUUUCCAUUUUUUUUUUUGUUUUUGUUUUUUAUGGCUUGCGAAGCUUUCGGUAAUAUGACCUGUCCCUUUUUUUUUUUUUUUUUUUUUAAAUAAA